ACAAAAAUGUCUUUGUGCGUGUGUUCUGUCCCAUAGACACUGACACUUUUCUUAAUAAAUGUGUUUCUUGUGAACUUCGCCAACCUGACACGUAUUUUAAAUUCUAUUUGUCCCGAGCAAGUGUUCUGAGCCAAUCAUUCAGUCUCUAAUUCGUAUCCUGAACGUUUUCCAAACAGACGCCGUAACGCCGUCAAGUAUUCCUUUGCUAAUCGGCAGUCCCAAGAAGUUCUGCCGCUGCCUACAUUCUUUAAAAGGCUCUCGGUAGUAGCCUACAUACCUUUUGUCAUAUACAUGAAGAAAUGGCCAUUGUGUCGUGAACAUAAAUGAAAAUGUAGUCUUUUAUCGUGCUUUGUAGAUUAGUAGCUGUAAAGACUCUACUGGCCAGGAAUAGGUUUACCUGAGCAGUCGCUUACCUGUGGUGACGUAAACUCGCAUAGAUUGGAGAUCUCGGGCGUUGAGUCGGGGGAGGAAGUUGUGAAAUAGCCUACACAUUUUGUUUGACAGAAGAGACGAACUCUUGCAGGACACAACUACGUGAAAAACAUUGCGAAUAUGUUAUCGCCAUUGGGUUGUUGUUACUAAAAGCCAGAUGAGAUCCCUUGUUAGGGCUGUCCUGCUGUUGUGGAUGGUGAAUAUUUGCGGUGGUCUGUGCUGCGUGAGAUAGACCUGCCCUUUCCUCCACAAAUCUGUCUCAACACGCAGAGCCUGCAGAGUUGCCCCUCUAGCCUGCGCAGCGCGACGCGAAGCAUCCCGCUCCAGUAGAACCACAAGCGCAGCGCGACGCGGAGCAUCCCGCGCCAGUAGACCACAAGCGCAGCGCGACGCGACGCGGAGCAUCCCGCUCCAGUAGAACCAGGUCACUGCUCUAGCCGAGGCCGCAAGAAUCAGCCUGGCCCAGCCAAGCUUUUCCACUGGCCUGGGGGUCGAGGAGCAGGAAGCACCUGAACAGGACAGGACAGGACAGGAUAGGACAGCAGAACCCAGGGAAGCUCCAGAAUACUUCCACACCAGAACCAGUAGAACAGGGAUCAUCCACCAGAGAACUCAGACAGGAUAGUGCUAAGGAGAACCUUGCCCACGUAGAUUCAGGUCGGGCUCAGAGUGCAUGCAGAGCAGAUCCGGAGAAGAACCCUCAUCAGAACCAGGAACCUAGAACCUAGAGAGAUCUCUUGUUGGGCUUGAGUGGAUUCUCUGCAGUCCUAGAGUGGAACCCAGUACUAAACCUCAGGCCGGAUUCUAGCAGAACCGAACCAUGUCCAACAGGCUCUCUGACGGUUCCGUGGGGGACAAGGCCCCCAUACCGCUGGAGCAACGCUUCAGCUCUGACCUGCAGCUGGACACACACACACCCCCUCGCGCUGACCUGCAGCUAGACACACACACACACCCUGGCUCUGACCUGCAGCUGGACACACACACACCCCCUGGCGCUGAAUCAGCGGAGGACUGCCAGGACAGUGGGGGCGUGGGCAGGCGGGCGGUUCUGAGCCCGACGAGUAAGGUGGCAAAGAAGCUGGGCACCACCACGCAGCUCAUCCCCAAGAGCCUGGCGAAAGGCCGGCCCAAGGCACGCCACCACACCACGGUGGUGACGCUGCCCGUGGGUCUGUCCAACGCGCUGGACACACACAAGGCCAAGUGUGUGUCGCACGUGCCCGACCUGUCCUGGGAGGACUACGACAGCGACGGGGAUGGCUUCGCCCUGCGGAGUAACCGUAGGAACAAGUCUUACCGCGCCGCUGUCACCAGUCUGAGUGCGGACUUCAUGGUGAUGGAGCGGACUGGACUCAGACCGAUGGGAAAGGAGAGGGAGAGGGCGCCGAGUCCACAGCCUUCGACACGCACCCCUACACGCAAGAGAACCUUUGGGAGGAAGAGGAACCAGAGACACGGUGGAUCCUUUAAAGACAAACCGAGACUCUAUCAGGAGAUCCGGGAGCGAGGUUUGCAGAACACAGAUGAUGACUUCACCCAGGUGGAACCACCGCCUGAGGACCAGGGCAUCGUGGUGAAGAACUUCCGCCCCGCCCAACUCACCUGGAGUCAGCUGCCUCAGGUGAAGGACACUGGCAUCCUCGAGCUCAUCUCUCCAGAGGAGCGCAAACGCCAAGAGGCCAUCUUUGAGAUCUUGACAUCAGAGUACUCGUACCAGCACAGCCUCAGCAUCCUGGUGCGCUGCUUCAAGGAGAGCCAGGAGCUCCGCAGUACCAUGACGACCACGGAGCAUCAUCACCUCUUCUCCAACAUCUCCGUCAUCCAGACCGUCAACAAGAGGUUCUUUGAGGACCUGGAGAAACGGCACACCAUCCAUCCCGUCAUUCAGGACAUCAGUGACAUCGUCCAGAGCCACGCCACCCAUCACUUUCAGCCCUACAUCGUCUACUGCUCCAAUGAGACCUUUCAGCAGAGAACCCUACAGAAGCUCCUCUUGAGUAACAGUGCGUUUAAGGAGGCCCUGAAGCGUAUUGAGGGCAGCAGUGAGUGUGGAGGCCUCCCCAUGAUCUCCUUCCUCAUCCUCCCCAUGCAGAGAGUCACACGCCUGCCCCUGCUCAUGGACACGAUCUGCCAGAAGACUCCUGCUGAGACGGCGGAGUACUUUGCAGCCUUCUGGGCCUUCAAGGCCAUCAGUAAGCUGGUGAAGAGCUGUAACGAUGGCGCAAGAACGAUGGAGAGAACAGAGGAGAUGUACACCAUCCAGAAACAGAUGGACUUCAGCAAGAUCAAGCCAUUCCCGCUGGUGUCCUCGUCUCGCGGGCUGGUGAAGAGCGGUGAGCUGGCCGUGUGCACGGAGGAACUCAGCCUGUUCUGGAAGCCUUUCAGCCACCGUAGCUACUUCCUGUUCCUCUUCAACGACGUCCUCAUCAUCACCAAGAAGAAGAGUGAAGAGAUGUUUGUGGUGCUGGACUACGCCACACUGGAGCAUGUGUGUGUGGAGGAGGAGUCGGUGGGCGGGGCCAACCCCCUGCAGCUUCGUGUUGUCAUGGACCAGAACAGCGACGGACACAGGGAACAGAUUGGCCUGGUGGCAGAGUCCAAGCUGGAUAAGGCUCGCUGGGUGACUGCUCUCCGAGAGCACCGACGGGCAGAGAGCGACACAAACAGAGAUGAGCUGCAGCAGUAUGAGUCCACUAAGGCGUAUAUGCCAAAGGCUCCAGAUGAGUUGGGGCUGCAGCAGGCGGAGGUGGUGAUCGUGGAGCAGCAGGUGGAAGGGUGGUGCCAUGGGGAGCGCAUGCGUGACGGAGCGCGAGGCUGGUUCCCCUCGGCCUGCGCCAGCGAGAUCACCAACCGCACCGCCAUGGACUGCAACAUGCGGCGCAUGGAACGUAUGCGCAAGGAGACCAACGUCUGACACACACACACCACCCACCACGGAGCGCAUGCGCAAGGAGACCAACGUCUGACACACACACACACCACGGAGCGCAUGUGCAAGGAGACCAACGUCUGACACACACACCACCCACUCCACCAUGGAGGGCAACGAGAGAUGCAUGGAGCACCUCUGCAGAGACCAACAUCUGACUCGCAUACACACACACACACAUCACCCAUACUGCUAGAGUAGGCCUAGAACAUGAGUGCCUAUGUAUGACCAACAUCUGACACACACACACACACUCUUGAGACAACACCCUUCACACGGUCAAAAUGCGAGCCAAGGAAUACACUUCUAGACAAUUCACACCUACAUAUACAGGACCUGAAGGACACACACACACUCCUGAGGAGUCCCCACUGGAUGUAGAGCUUCUUGGUGCAGUCUCACAGAUGAACACACACACACACACACACACUCCUGAGGAGUCCCCACUGGAUGUAGAGCUUCUUGGUGCAGUCUCACAGAUGAACACACACAAGCGGGACUUUAGAUGACUUCCAACCCUGGUGCCAGGGCCUCAUUCAGGACUGCAGAAACACUAUUGACUGUGGUGGCCAUCCUAAAUGUGUGUUAAGACUGUUAUUGUUGGAAUGCAUGCAUGUCAUUGUGAAACGUUGUCACACACACACCUGAUGACAAGACAAGCAGCCUAGAAGCUCGACUGAAAUGAAAGAGUCGACACAUCUGGUAAACUUCGUCUUUGACUUUUAUUUGA
Messenger RNA from Clupea harengus (Atlantic herring), 4094 nucleotides. It is a transcript of the gene arhgef16, whose product is annotated as Rho guanine nucleotide exchange factor (GEF) 16. The record is from RefSeq and is a predicted model, not a curated record. Bases 1253 to 3349 code for a protein of 698 amino acids. Gene Ontology annotation, molecular function: protein binding; guanyl-nucleotide exchange factor activity. Gene Ontology annotation, biological process: activation of GTPase activity. The transcript is spliced from 15 exons. NCBI's taxonomy places the organism in Eukaryota, Metazoa, Chordata, Actinopteri, Clupeiformes, Clupeidae.